Molecule: messenger RNA, 7156 nt
Organism: Anguilla rostrata (American eel)
Lineage: Eukaryota; Metazoa; Chordata; Actinopteri; Anguilliformes; Anguillidae
Product: neogenin-like
Exons: 29
Coding region: 649-5055 (1468 amino acids)
Biological process (GO): axon guidance; cell-cell adhesion; neuron migration
Cellular component (GO): cell surface; axonal growth cone; plasma membrane
Molecular function (GO): protein binding
Source: RefSeq, a predicted model, not a curated record
AAAUAUUCAGCGCUCUUGAGCAACAACUGUUCAUUGGAUUUACCACACCAUAGUUUUUGACUCGCCCACCACUGAAUCCGGAAUCCCAGAUUCUCCGCUAGUCCAGCCCCUGUUUUCCGGGGACCUGCACCGAAUUCCAGCCCCUCCACACUACUCUCUUGUUUCGUGUGCAGGCUGUGGCAGAGGCUGCGUCCUGUGGUGGGUUGGAUUUUAACAAGUCUUCUCGCCUGUCUUCGGCCCCGGAUUCCCAGUUGCAUUAUUUUUUUGGAUUGUUUCUUUGUUUAAUUAACAUACCCUUAUUUUUCUAUAAUCGAUGCUGUUAUUUUCGAAUGUGGCUUGCCCGCGGCUAUGGAUUGACUUCAACCUUCCUUCAAACCCUUCUAGCUAAAACUAAGUUCCAGAAAACAAUCAGACUCCUCGUUCUCAGCGUUCUCCUACUUUUGCUGGCUAUUGAAUUAGCUAGCUAGCUACAUGUUUCACCUGGCCAGUUUCGAACCUCACUGGUCCCGGAUGGUUUUGAACGCUGUUGGAGUCAUUUAUCAUUGAACUGCUUCACUCACCAAAAGGGUGGAACGAAAGGGACGGAGGAGGAUUAAAAACACGGAUUUUUAAAAGGUUUUUGCACAAACAUUUAUUUUCUGAAAAGUGAUGGCGGAGCGGGGAGCACGAUUGCUCCUCUCUCUCUCCUGUCUCACCUUUCUUUACACGCCUGCAGUGGCUAGACAUGCCGACAAAGGCUCGGCCGUGAGGCAUUUCACCCCCUUCUGGUUUUCGGUGGAACCGGUGGACACCCUGGCGGUGCGGGGCGCCCCCGCCCUGCUGAACUGCUCGGCGCUGAGCGACAGCCCCGCGCGGGUGGAGUGGAAGAAGGACGGCACCUACCUGGACCUGGCCUCCGACGAGCGGCGCCAGCUGCUGCCCGACGGCUCGCUGCUCAUCGCCAGCGUGGUGCACUCCAAGCACAACAAGCCCGACGAGGGCGUGUACCAGUGCGUGGCCUCCAUCGAGAGCCUGGGCACCAUCAUCAGCCGCACCGCCCGCCUCACUGUGGCAGGCCUGCCGCGGUUCUCCAGCCAGCCGGAGGCGUCGUCGGUGCGCCAGGGCGACAGCGUGGUGAUGGCGUGCGAUGUGAACCCAGACCUGGCGCCCUUCGCCCGCUGGGAGCGCAACAAGGAGCCCCUGGGCCUGGGCCGGCGGCUGGUGCAGCUGCCCGGCGGCGGCCUGCUGGUGAGCAACGCCUCGGAGGCCGACGCCGGCCCCUACCGCUGCGUGCUGGAGAGCCUGGGCCCCGUCAAGACCAGCGAGGAGGCCGAGCUGCAGGUCCUGCAAGAAACGGAGGUGGAGAGGAAGCUGGAGUUCCUGCAGCAGCCGGGCCCGGUGACGAAGGCGGUCGGGGACGACGUGCUGCUGCCCUGCGUGGUCACGGGGUUCCCCGCCCCGGAGGUCAGGUGGAUGUUGGGAGAUAAGCCGAUCGAAGAGAGUGAGGGCCGGUUUGAGGUGGUGGGCGGAGGCAGUCUGCGGAUUCUCAAUCUGACCAAUGACGACGCCGGGAUCUACAGCUGCCUGGCAGACAGCGGGAACGAGACGGUGGAGGCCCAGGCCGAGCUGACGGUCCAAGUUCCCCCGCGCUUCCUGAAGCGCCCGGCCAACAUCCACGCCCACGAGUCCAGGGACAUCAUCUUCGAGUGCGAGGUGACCGGCUCCCCCCCUCCCACCGUCAAGUGGGUGAAGAACGGGGAUGCCGUCAUCCCCAGUGACUACUUCAAAAUCAUUAAGGAACACAACUUGCAAGUCCUGGGCCUGGUGACAUCGGACGAGGGCUUCUACCAGUGCCUGGCAGAGAACGACGCGGGCAACGUCCAGGCCGGCGCCCAGCUCAUCAUCCUGGACCUCGAUGUUGCCAUCCCAACACCCCCUCCCACCUCACUGACCAGUGCCACUACUGACCAUGUAGCGCCAGGCUCCGGUGGCAGCGGGGGACCCACGCCCUCCGCCCCGCGUGAUGUCGUGGCCUCGCUGGUCUCCACCCGCUUCAUCAAGCUCACCUGGCGCCUGCCCGCCGAGCCGCACGGGGACAACAUCACCUACUCGGUGUACUACGGCCUGGAGGGCACCGGCAGGGAGCGGAUAGAGAACACCAGCCGCCCGGGGGAGCUGCAGGUCACCAUUCAGAACCUGAUGCCUGACACCAAGUACGCGUUCCGCGUGGUGGCGCACAACCGGAACGGCCCUGGGGAGAGCUCCAGCCCCCUGAAGGUGGCCACCCAGCCCGAAGUUCAAGUACCAGGCCCCGCCCCAAACCUGCAGGCCGUGUGUACGUCCCCCUCGUCCAUCACCCUCAGCUGGGAGACUCCUGUAACCGGCAACGGGGAGAUCCAGGCCUACAAGCUGUACUACAUGGAGAAGGGCCUGGACAGCGAGCAGGACAUUGACGUGGCAGGCCUGUCCUACACCAUGACAGGACUGAAGAAGUUCACAGAGUACAGCUUCAGAGUGGUGGCCUACAACAAGCACGGGCCGGGCGUUUCCACCGAGGACGUGGUGGUGCACACCUUCUCUGAUGUUCCUAGCGCUCCUCCUCAGAACCUCACCCUGGAGGUGCAUAACUCAAAGAGCGUGAUGGUUCGGUGGCAGCCCCCGCCCCCGGGCACCCACAACGGGGAGAUCACCGGCUACAAGAUCCGCUACCGCAAAGGGGUGCGGAAGAGCGAGGGGAUGGAGACUACCAGCGGCACGCAACUCUUCAAGCUCAUCGACGGGCUGGAGCGUGGGACGGAGUACACCUUCAGAGUGUCCGGCAUGACGGUUAACGGAUCUGGCCCCGGCACGGAGUGGGCCGCAGCAGAGACCUUCGAGAGCGACCUGGACGAAACGCGGGUGCCGGACAUCCCCAGCUCCCUGCACGUGCGCCCCCUGGUCAACAGCAUCGUGGUGAGCUGGACGCCCCCGGAGAGCCAGGACAUCGUGGUGAGGGGCUACACCAUCGGCUACGGCAUCGGCAGCCCCCACGCCCAGACCAUCAAAGUGGACUACAAGCAGCGCUACUACAGCAUCGAGAACCUGGAUCCGAGCUCGCAUUACGUGAUCACGCUGAAGGCGUUCAACAACGUGGGGGAGGGGAUCCCUGUGUACGAGAGCGCCGUCACCAGGCCGCAGUCAGACCCCAUAGACCCUGAUGUUGAUUUGUACGCACUUUUCCAUGCUCCAUACACUCCAGUACCAGACCCCACCCCUAUGCUGCCGCCCGUUGGAGUUCAGGCCUCUGUUCUGAGCCACGACACCAUCAAGGUAACCUGGGCUGACAACUCGCUGCCCAAGAACCAGAAGAUCACCGACGCCCGCUUCUACACGGUGCGCUGGAAGACCAACAUCCCGGCCAACACCAAGUUCAAGACUGCCAACACCUCCAAUCUGAGCCACAUGGUGACGGGCCUGAAGCCCAACACGCUGUACGAGUUCUCCGUCAUGGUGACCAAAGGGAGGCGCACCAGCACCUGGAGCAUGACGGCCCAUGGGACCACCUUCGAAACGAUACCCAGCUCUUCUCCCAAAGAUGUAACAGUGGUGAGCAAGGAGGGACGGCCUCGCACCAUCAUUGUGAACUGGCAGCCUCCCUCUGAAGCCAACGGCAAAAUCACAGGGUACAUAAUCUACUACAGCACCGAUGUAAACGCAGAGGUCCAUGACUGGGUGAUCGAGCCAGUGGUGGGCAACAGAUUGACCCACCAGAUUCAGGAGCUGACCCUGGACACCACGUACUACUUCAAGAUCCAGGCCCGAAACUCCAAGGGCAUGGGUCCGAUGUCGGACGCCGUACACUUCCGCACUCCCAAAGCUGAAUCUUCUGACAAAAUGGCUAAUGACCAAGCCUCCGGUAUCCCGGUGAAGCCCGGUCGACCCCCUGCUUCGGACAACAGCUUCGGCCCCGCCGUCGGCAAGCCUGGGAUGACUGGCGGCAGCGAAAACCCCAUCCUGGUGAUCAUCAUCAUCAUCUCCGUGGGUGCCUUCACCAUCGUUGUGGUGGUGGUGGGGGCCUUCCUUUGCACACGGCGCACCACCUCCCACCAGAAAAAGAAACGUGCAGCUUGCAAGUCCACCAACGGCUCCCACAAGUACAAGGGCAACUCCAAGGAUCUGAAACCUCCUGAUCUGUGGAUCCACCACGAGCGGCUGGAGCUGAAGCCCAUCGACAAGUCGCCUGAGCCCAACCCGGUGAUGACGGACACGCCCAUCCCCCGCACCUCCCAGGACAUCACGCCCGUGGACGGGCCCAUGGACAACCCCAUCCACCAGAGACGCAACUCCUACCGUGGCCACGAGUCAGAGGACAGCAUGUCUACGCUGGCUGGGCGGCGGGGGAUGAGGCCCAAAAUGAUGAUGCCCUUUGACGCACAGCCCCCUCAGCCUGUGAUUAGUGCUCACCCCAUCCAUUCCCUCGAUAACCAUCACCACCAUUAUCACUCGGGCAGCCUGGCCUCGCCGACACGCGGCUACCUCCACCAUCAGCUCAACCCGCGGCCCCUCGCCACCCCCAUCUCCCACCUAGACAGGGCCGACUCCGAAGAGUCGGUGAGGAACACCCCCAACACGGACCCCCUGCCGGCCAGCGUGCAGCCCGCCAGCGCGGGCGACCGCCCGGAGCCCGAGGGCAACUUCCUCAGCUCCGCCCCCGAGGAGGAGCCCAGCUACAACCCCCCCACUGCGCACGUCCGGCCCACACACCCCCUCAAGAGCUUCGCCGUGCCCGCCAUCCCGGCCCACAACCCCACCUUCGAGUCUCCAGCCCUGCCCAGCACCCCUCUGCUCUCUCAGACUGUGUGUGCCGAUGUUUCAGGGCCCGCCUCCCAGCUGCACUCUGUGAAAACUGCCUCCAUUGGCACUCUGGGCAGGACCCGCACCCCCAUGCCCGUCACAGUGCCCAGCGCCCCGGAUGUGCCCGAGACCAGCAAGAUGCUGGAGGAUAUGGAGAGCAGCUACGAGACGGAUGAGUUAACAGAGGAGAUGGCCCACCUGGAGGGUCUUAUGAAGGACCUGAAUGCCAUCACCACAGCUUGAGCCCCAACCCAUUGGACCCCCCUCCCCCCAGCCAUGUGCCAGUGGGGGUGGGAAAAGAAAGGAAACAAAAUGGAUGAAAUAUCAAACCUUCAAGAAAAUAGGAAAACAAACUAAAACUCAUGGGUCACCUUGCUUACUCUCAGGAAGGAGACGGCCAUUUUAAAAGAGACAGCUCACAAUUUUACAAACCAACAACAGUGACUAUGACGUCGACAAAAGCAACUACAAUAACAAAGGUUACUUCAGCCAGAAGAUUGUGAUAUUUUCAGCAAAAAACAAAACAACUUUUUUUUGUUCGGUUGCCAUGGAGACCGUUCCAAAAGACGCCAUUUUGUAACUCUUAAGAUAAAGGAAAAAAUAAAGUAUGCCGGUAUUGGUGUUGGUGCUUUUUUCAGCACAGAACUACAGUGUUUGGACAUUGCAUUAGUGUCAUUUAUUUGUGCGUUUUCGUAUGCGUUGUUCCAUGUUCCAGUGAAGUGAACAUUGGAAGAGAGUUGUUUUAUUCCCUAAACUCUGCCAUUUUUUAUCUACAUUUUGAGUGAAUGAUGUUUGGUUACCCCCCACUGCUCUACCCCCGAGUGCCCCACCCUGUGUCAUAUAUUGUGCCAUGUCUUUAUUAUUGUCCAUUAUGUUUCUAUGUAUUAUUUUAUAUACAUAUUCAUAUAGAUAUGUAUAUAUGUUUAAAACUGCCUCAUUCUUUUUCUGUCAUUGCAAUGUUUUUGGAUGUAUGUGUGGAAAUCCCAUUUUCUUGCAGCUCUGUACUUCUCUAUUUAAGUAGGGGAGAAUCUGCAAGUUUUAUUGCAUUUGAAAGGAUUGAUACAUUGUGACCUUGUUUUUGCCCCCCUUUGUACAUCAAGAUUUUUAAGCCUUGUUUUUUUUGUGGGAGUUCCAUUUGAAAGACCACCCUGCAGAAUGUGUGCACGUGCCGACAUUGAUCUUAGCCUGGAUGACUGAAGGUGCUCAGCCUCCCUCAGGGCGUUUCUGUUGAGGGUAGUCCCCGUUCACCUGCUGUCCCUGAACCUGCCUGUGCAUGAUGUUGGCAGAGCUGUCAGCUGAUGGUGAAUGGGGUUUAGUGGCUUGUGCCAGCUUGGAGACCGUCGGUCCAGUUUGCUUCUGGUACUCUGAGGCCUCAAGGGUCUCCCAGAACCAGCGUUCCAGGCUGAGGUGUUCAGUCCCUGCCUCUUACACCCGCAUCAGUCAGACAGGAGGAGGUGCCGCUUGAGCUGAUGCACACAUACUGUACUGUCCCAGCUGGCCAGUGCCAGCGGUUGGGAAGGUAAGCGAGGAGAAGUUGGGAUUUUUUAGUGUGGGUGUGGCAGCUUUGGGCCCAGUUCUUCUGUCAGAAUGUACAGGUCACUUGGUUUCCUCUUCUCUCUAGUGCAGAGAGCAGAUUUCAACUGCAUUUUGCCACUUUGCCUGGCAAAAACUACAGAGGUGUCUUUUAAAUGUGACUCCCAAAUCAUAUUUUUUUUAAAACAUGUAGUUUGUUUUAUAUGAAGAACAGACGUAGCUCUGUAAACAAUUUCAAUGUAAAAAAGAAAAAAGGAAAAAAAAAAUUAAAAUAUGUUCAUGUUAAAAAAACUGAUUUUCCUCUGCCCUUUUACCCAAAGAAAGAUGUCGUUUGCAAUCAUAAUUAAUCACUCGACAACAACAUAAAAACAUUUCCUUGUUAUGUCCAUCCUCAUGAAUGUUAAUAUAACUGUAAAUUCUCCUCAUGAAUUCAAAAGAAAACUUGUUUGAAAAGAUGAGCAAAAAAAAAGGAAGAAAUUGACCCACUGGAGGAUAACAUGGUAGGCAGUCAAACAAACCUGUAUUGCACUUUUUCACAAUUUUCAGAAAUACAUUUCUUAUUAUGCUGUGUUUUGGAUAUAAAGCUCUGUUUUGUGUAACUGUAGUGUCAUAGGUUAGCAGUUGGCUGCUGGACUUGUUUGUUAUAAUUUGCUCAUUUUUUGUCUAUAAUGAAAUGGAGCUGCAGGUUUUAUUGUGUGGCAGGUGAGGAAUUCUAUUGUUGCCUCUUUCUGUACAAAGACCUUUUGCUUUAUGUAGAAUAUUAUGUGGCUUUUUUAAAAAAGAAAAAAAAAAGAAAAUUGAGAAAACCAAA